Brienomyrus brachyistius is the source of this 6977-nucleotide messenger RNA. RefSeq names its product multivesicular body subunit 12B-like. NCBI's taxonomy places the organism in Eukaryota, Metazoa, Chordata, Actinopteri, Osteoglossiformes, Mormyridae. Gene Ontology annotation, cellular component: ESCRT I complex; late endosome. Gene Ontology annotation, biological process: regulation of epidermal growth factor receptor signaling pathway; viral budding; virus maturation. The record is from RefSeq and is a predicted model, not a curated record. The transcript is spliced from 10 exons. The coding region runs from base 2789 to 3628 and encodes 279 amino acids.
CUCUGCGCCGACACCAGCUUAUACAACUACUUGUAAAACCACGUGUACACGAAUCCUUUUUUUAAAACUUAGCAUUAUAAAUGCUUACAGUCCCUCGUAACUGGUUUAUUUAUGUCGCGUUAGCCAGCAAGCUAUUGCUAGCGGCGCGCGGAGCUCGUUACUGUAGCAACAGUAGCACAACUGCGCAGCCCGGUGGUUUAGCUUAGCUUAGCGCCGCAUGAGCGGAUUAAUAUCUCCUGCAAUUACCCUCACGUGUUGUUAGUUAGUCGCACGGCGUUUAAAAUGAUUUUCUUAUUAAAUAGUUGAAAUGUCUCUCUGGCGGCUGCCUGGCAUCCAAGAUGCACGUGGAAGUCACUUUUAAUUGACAAGCUUUGUUAGUAGCGUAUUGCGUUUUUAGGUGUCAUACCUUUAAAUAAAACAUGCCGAAAAUAUUUUCCCCCAAAGACAUAAGGAGCGGCUGUAUAUUUUUCCCUGUUUUUAGCAGAUGCAGUGCCGGUUUAAAAUGCACCUUUAAUCGGCAUCUUCAUCGCCUCCUUAUCGGUUUGGCCUCAUUUUGCUGGUGCCUUGGCAAGAAGUAUCACAUUUACCUGCGGUUUUUUUUCCUGCAGUUGCAAGCACUUAAUUUUUUUGCCUGACCCACGAACAGAAUUUUAAGCCUGAUUUUAAAUGGGGGUUCGGAUCUGCUAUUCGGAGCUGCUCCUGUGUGAUGCUGGGGAAUUUUAGUUCUACUUCACUAAACAGCCCGGAGCGCGACACCAGCCUUAAUCGGAGCAGCCUUCGCGAUCUCCGGCGUGUGCGUCGUUGUCCGCCGGCCUUUAGCAGGCGCUCUCCAAAGAUCCUUUCACUUGUUGACAUCUGGCAGAUAUUAACUGGGUUCCCCGGAGGGCUGAUGUCCUGAAUGGACAACACCGUGACCAGCAAGGUUAUCCCGUGCCCUUUGGUAGACUGCCGCCGGCUGCCUUAUUCGCAUGCCUAAACAGUCUACUUUUGCACGGUUUUCUUUCCGUCUCCCGAGAGCUCCAAAAACCGUUCUCUCCGUGGAGGUUGUUUCACUUCAGCUUUUUUGUGCACACGGGGUUAAACUGCUUGACAGGUUUUCAAGAUAAGUCUCCAUUAUUAGCACACUGCGAGUUUACUUUAGCCAACACUGACAGACUUCAAUUUUCCAAUAAAAGUCAGCUUGUAACGAAAUGGCUUGUCACUGUUUCGGAAAAUCCCGAUUGAUUAGUGUGCAAAUUAACGCGAGAAAGUGAUGGUUCUCCGUCUCUAAGUUAAUUUGCUUUCCCCAAAUAAGGCACCCCAACAAACUUUUGGCAAACGGAAAGACCUCUGCCACUCCAAGUCAACCCCGAUUUAAUAAACCCUAAUUACAAUAAAUUCAGUAAACGUCUAGAUUGAGCGCAGUAAACCGUGCCAUUUAAAUUAUCUUUAAAAUGCUUUAAAGAUAAUUUAAUAAUAUGGCAAGGGAACGUCUGCGAGAUCACUAAUCUUCUCCACCGUUACUGAAUGCGCAUUAAGCCAAAGCGUCUUUGGACAGGAGCAGGCGGUCAUAGAUCUGCAUUUAGGAGACCUCCUUGGAAAUAUGUGCCGCCCCAGCUUGUUAUUCAGCCCCCGCACGUUAGUUUCUAAUCGCCCGUAGCAGCUGGGCUGCCUGGUUGUUUGGGAAGCCGGGGCCGGGUCUUUCAAAGCUGCCGGUUUAGGCAGAACAUUUUCCCUUUACUUUAUGAGUAGGCUGCGAGGAACCGACUCCGCUCUGACUUUAAUAUAUUCGGUGACGCUGUAUGGAAAUUGAUGUUACGCUUUUAUCGCAUUAAAUAACCAGCUUGUUUUUGAUUAAUACUCUCAUAGAUGCAGGUUUGGUGUAAAUCUGUUGUUUCAUUUUAAGGCAUUCCUCCCCAAAUGCAGACUUCUGCUAUAAAGUUUAGGGUAAUGUUUAUUUCCUUGCGGAUAUAAUAAUGAUUUAUACAAUAUGUUCCGCUGGUUAUGGUCACCUGUCAACUUAAAAAUAUUAAUAUUAUUAUCUGCUACUACAGGAUUUAAGUUUGGCGGAGGGUGUCUGUUUCCUUCGUGUGGUUAUUUACCUUUGUCCUGAGAUGAUAUUUUGACGGAAGCCGUGUCAUUCGUGAGGUUUGAGGAGACUGAUAACGGGAAAUACCCGAGUAAUAAUAGAGAUUCAUUACACCAGUUAAGCACUUAAACGGCGUGCUUGUGAUGCAUGUGAGACUUCUGUACAGUUGUAGGCUUAUGAUCUGUAAGCUUGAACAAAAUGUAAAGGUGCGCCAGCUUCAGUUCGAGGCGCAUUUCGUAGAAUGUUGGGCUUUUCUUCGGAGGUAAGCGAAAGCAGCGCAUAAUUAUUGAGGACGAGCACGGUGGUGUCUGGGGUAUUAAAAGGCGUCGGGUUUCAUUGCGUUAAGUCUGGGCUCAGCCGAAUUGGACGCGGAUAGGAGGGGAGUUCGUGACCCUGCGGCCGCGGUACAGCAGCCAACCGUAAACCCGCUGCGUGUUAACGGGAACUUGGCCUGAAACUGCAGGGCGAUAAAACCGUGCAGGAGUCCACUGGCAGAUCGCAGUGAUGGUCAUGAUCUGGUAUUAGUUCGGUUUUAUUUUAAGUGAUAGUCCUCCCCCCCCCCCAACUGGAGCUAUAAUAAAACACAACGAGUCAGUAUUAGGGUGCAAUCUCAUGUAACGUGAGCUGAAGGUGAAAGUGGAGGGAGUAAGAAGAAACGCCAGUUCUGACUUCCAGAGGCUUUAAAGACCGCCGCCCGCUCGCAACCAAAGCCCUGCCGCGAUGCCAGAGGUGUGGGAUCUGGCAGGGGCUCUUCCGGAAGUGUCCGUGAACCCCAUAACUGGAGUCGGAGUGGUGGCCUCCCGCAAGCGCGCUCCAUUUGGCUACUGCGUGGUUUCACAAACAACAGAUGGCGUCCACGCAGACCUGUGGAAGGACUGCGUAUUCAAAUCCAAGGUCACACGUUACCUCUGUUACACCAGAGCCUUCUCCAAAGAAAACAGCCAUUUAGGGAAUGUUCUGGUCGACAUGAGGCUGAUCGAUGCGAAGGACACGUUGCCGGUGGGCUUCAUCGCCAUCCAGGAAACCGCAGACACUCAGGAGAGAACCUUCCGGAAGAGGAGGCUCUGCGUUAAGUUCAUCCCCCGUGACUCCACCGAGAUGGCCAUCUGUGAUGUCCAAGUCCUCGGGAAGUCCAGGGUGCCCCCCCCCCAGUAUACGUUCGUUGGAGAGCUGAACAGCAUACGAAUUUGGUACGGACUGGGAAAGGUCCCGAAGACACAUGAGACCAAGCACGAUCAUCCUGGUGGCGCGUGGAGAGAAAUGCAGGCCCCCGGCCCGUCCAGGCACUCCCUCACAACGCCCCCCGCCUGCUUUGGUGGGAAGACAGAGGCCUCACCCCCCACCCAGAAGCACUGCAUCAGCCUGUAUGCCACCUCAGCGAUGGACGGGGUGCCGUUCCUGAUCUCUGACAAGUACAUGCACGUCGCCGCCAGCACUCUGCAGCCAGCUGAUAUCCUGGGAACCGCGAUCAAGUCCCUGGCAGAGAUCGAGCAAGAAUAUGAGUACAGUUUCCACACUGAAGACGUCACCUUGGCAGGCCUGCCAAGCUCUGAGUGCUGAUCCAGUGGCCCUUGGGGAGCUGCUCACUGGAGGGAGAACAGACACUGUGUGUGUGUGUGUGUGUGUGUGUGUGUGUGUGUGUGUGUGUGUGUGUGUGUGUGUGUGUGUGUGUGUGUGUGUGUGUGUGUGUGUGUGUGUGUGUGUGUGUGUGUGUGUGUGUGUGUGUGUGUGUGUGUGUGUGUGUGUGCGCGCGUGCGUGCGUGCGUGCGUGCGUGCGUGUGUGCGUGUGUCCCGACCAUCACCGACACAGAAGCGUACUAUGUUUACGGAGGAGGAAUGGUAGGGUGAGACGCGCUCACCCCCUGAAGGAGGUGCAGAGCACUCGUAGCACGUCCUCCUCCUCAGUGCAGUAGGCUCUUGCGUCUCACGUUAAAAAGCCACAUCUGGGUGACGCACUGCUGCAGCUCGGCCCAGCAUCUGCACUCCGCCUGGUCUGGGCUGCUCUACAGGCAUGCGAGUCUCAGCUUCCAGAAACCAUGGGAACCAUCGCCAAGGAAACAAGCUGGCACACACCGAGGUGUGACGAUGCCUGGUGCCAUCCUGGGUCAGGUGAUGUGAGCCCCCGCCCAUAUUCCAGGUGUGUUUAGGGGUGACUGGUCAGCCGGUCAUGUUGAGCGCUUUCGGUCACCUGCAGCAUGAAUGUAUCACCUGGACUAUCAGAGGUUUGGUCCCCAGAACGUGCUCAGGAUGAGAUCCUAUCUGUCCUGGUCACAGUGGUUCACUCCAUAUGUUUUUUAGCAGUUUUUAAAACAAGAUACAUUUUAAUUUUGUUCUUUUGAAGUGUACUGCCUCUAUUUCACUGGGGUUUUAGAACGCAUGACCUUCUCUAUCUAUUGUAUAAUGACCUUACUGCUUGAACCGGAAGCCACCUGAGAACCAACAUGACCUGAGCAGAGUCUUGCUCUGGAUGUCACCAGCACUAGAACCAUUAGGUAACACUGUGGCGCCCCCUGCUGUUGGAAGGACCCUUUCAUACCUAUUUUGCAGUGGGUCUUGUUAUCCAGGUUGUGUUUAAACUCCUGUGCAAUAAGUGCUUUUCCUCUCACUCUCACGUGAACUGAAGCUAAAAUGAUAAGAGACGCAGCACAAUGGCCUGGACUCACAUGGAAGGACGGCAGUGUGUAAAGAGUGUUUACAGAAUCAGACAAAGUGUGUCCACCAAGAAGACAUGCUGUCCUGGUGCAAGAGGAAUGUUCUGCCUCAUUAACAAGAUGACCAUGGUUCUGUACAAAUCUGGAAUACAGUUCUGCCAUUACACUGUACAAACUUUCUUUGUGAAGCCUCAAUGCCCACACUGACGGCCAGGCUGACACUGGAAUACCCUGAAUCUGGUUUUGGGGUAAGAUCAAAUGUCUGUCUGGUUAAUGUCAUUCAAGCCUGUUGGUCUGUUUAUUUCGGUUUGUUUUCAUCAUGCACGGCAGAACGUGCACAGCUCAUUGGAAAACCUUACCAUUCCCUUAAUGCUCCAGCCGCAGGAGCUGGACCCGUCCGGAACCAAGCCUGUAUCCGUUCCAGUGAUCCAGUGAACUCAUUUCAAGCUGCUUGUCUAUAAUGUGUUGAUUUUGUUUUGAGAGAGCACACAUCACACUCUGUUAGGCGGUUACGUCAUUGCAUGAUAUCACAGAACCAUUAUGUGGGACCCUGUUCACAGAGGAACACCAGGGGGCAGUAUUUUAACCUGCAAGAAGGAGUCUGAUCUCAGUGUAUUUCUGCAAUGUAUUGCUAAAUGAAUGUUUCCGGAAUCUCUUUUUAAUAUGUUUUGCUGUCUGGCAUAUUUUCCCAGUACUGUUUUUGUUCCCUAAACCUGAGAGAGUGUCAGACAGGCUGCUGAUGCAUGUUCUUGCUGGAUGGCAAAUGGACCGGUACUGCGUGUCCUGGUCAGUUAUUCCUCUCCACACCGGCUCCAACCCCAGCUGCACGGGUCCCACAGCCCUUUGAAUCACGUUUUCUUUCCAGUCAUUUCCCUGUGCUCAUCUGUGGAAGGGUGAGCUGGCUGUUUAUACACUUGCCGGUUUCUGCCCGCAUUGAUAACGACGUAUCUGCAGCACAACUAAAACAGCCCAAGUAGGCUAGCGGAACCAGAUGCUGUAACAGAACCAAGUAGGCUAGCGGAACUGGGUGCUGUAGCAGAACCAAAUGGACUAGUGGAACCGGGUGCUGUAGUAGAGCUAGUCAAGCUUGCAGAACCGGGUACUGUAGCUGAACCAAGCAGGCUAGCGGAACUGGGUGCUGAUGUAGCAGAACCAAGUGGGCUAGCGGAACUGGGUACUGAUGUAGCAGAACCAAGUGGGCUAGCGGAACUGGGUACUGAUGUAGCAGAACCAAGUGGGCUAGCGGAACUGGGUGCUGUAGCAGAACCAAGCAGGCUAGCAGAAGCCGCAGUCAGGGAUCCGCCCCAACAGUUAGUAAAGCCCAUUUCCAUCUUUUCCCAGAGCUGCUUAAUGUAAAGCAGGCUGGUGUGAUGUUUAGUUUGGAGGGGGGGGGGCUUCCAUUCACUCUGCUUUCUUUAGCCCACCCCUUCCACCCGCGUAAGAAAAUAAACAUUCGGGCUGCACCUUCAUGUUAAAACCUGGAGCACGAAUUGAGGGAUUGUGAUCAAAGUAAAUUGUCGGCUAUAACGGUCUGUGUUAAUUUCCAUAAAAAUGAUUUAUUAAUAAUUUAUUAAUAGUUUUUAAUGCUCACAGAUUCAUGGGCACUUUGUGGGGUGGGGUUUCUCUGUGUACCUAGAGUAACAUUCCCUGUGAUUUUUUCGCAUUAUUGCAGUGGACUGGAACUGGUAAUCUUUCAGGCAGCACACAAGCUUUUCAUCACAGACUCCACCUGUACACUUGUUUGUUAAUCGUGUUCAUUUUGAUUGCUUGUUCUCAGUCCAGUGAGUGGCUACACUUACCUGAAAUAUCCCAACAAAUGCGGAUCAGGUUGGUAUUUUGCAAUGCGGUCUGUCUGUCAAGUUACCGAAUGGACAUGAGCAUCCCCGAGCCCCCAGCGGGAGAGGAGAGGAGAGGAGAGGAGAGGAGAGGAGAGGAGAGGAGAGGAGAGGAGAGGAGUGGAGUGGAGUGGAGUGGAGAGGAGAGGUGCCUGGCUCCUGAGAGAGACCCACCCUCAUCAUUGCUGUAGGUGGAGACACUUACAACCAUGCAGACCAGAGGUGUUAGCGCAAGCUAGGCACGUUCACAGUGAAGUUUGGGUGUAAAAUAUUUUCUCAACUUUUAGUGCAUUUUCGUAAUAUAUUUUUCUAUUUACCUUCAAUUUUGAUUAUUUUAUUUUUUUUGACAAUAAGGGUGAAUUUUUAAUGUUGUGAUUUUCACUGCAGUUUCUGCUGAUGCAUUAAACUUUUCUUUGACAGAAA